CUCUGUCACAGAUGAUGUUGCCAUGAUCCAGAGUCCAGACUCACAGAGGAAGCAAGACUGAACAGCAGACAGCUCCACCGCCACCACAAACAGUCUCAACCUUGUAAAUUCUGGAAGCAGAAAGCCUGAGGAAUCAGCUGUGAAACUGUCUAAUAGAGAUGACUACAUCAGUGACUAAACUACAGCAGAACUACAACCAGCAGGGCUUCCUCUCAGCGCUGCCUGUACUCAAUGAUGCUGAGCUCAGGGAGGCCAGACAAGCCUUUUCUGAGCUGGAGAAGGAGUUUGGUGAGGAUUACACUCAGUACAGCCUCCACAACGUUCACCUUCAGUAUCCGUGGGUGAUGGGCCUCUCCAAACACCCUCGUAUCCUGGAAGUGGUCAAAGCCGUCCUGGGCCCUGAUGUCAUCCUGCUGGACUCCCGCUUCAUCUGUAAAUACCCCACACUCAAAGCAGCCAACAUCCAGGAGAGGGAAGAAAGCAAACUUCCAUACGUGGCCUGGCAUCAGGAUAUGAGGUAUUGGGGUAUUGCUGGUGGCCCUGUUCUCUCUGUGUGGCUCGCUUUAGAUGAUUCCCUGGAAGAAAACGGUGCCCUUCAGGUCAUCCCAGGCAGCCACUGCUCCGGCAUGUUGCUCCAUCGUCCAGCCGUCCGUCCUGGAAACAUGCUGUCGGUCAACCAGGAGAUCCCAGAGGAGCUGGUGCAGGUGGAGGACGCUGUGCUCUGUCCUCUGGCAGCUGGACAGAUGUCUAUUCAUGAUGGACUCCUGGUCCAUGCAAGUGAUGCCAACACAUCUGAGAGGAGGCGCUGUGGCUUCGUCAUCCGAUAUGUCCCCACCUGUGCCUCCCCCACACAGGAUCCUGACCGUCCAAGGAAAUUUCAUGCAACAGUGUUGGUCUCUGGAACCGACCAGUUCAACCAUUUCUCCAACAAACGCACAUGAAUAUUUACUGGAGUCUUCCUGCUUGAAUCUAAGUUGCUUUUUACACUUAACAGGAAUAGAAUAUUGUAUAUAUAAAAUAAUACUAUCAGGAAUAUAGUUUAUAAUGAGAACAAAUGUUUUCUGUAUAUUUAUGACCAACAGAAUAACUGUGCUGUGCUGUAUUGACGUCUCAACUGUGAAUCAGUCAUAAAUUAACAGCGUUUUCUUAAUGUAAUAUAUUAUUGUGACACAUACUGCUGUAACUUGUUGUGAAGCCUUAAAUAAAUGUAACAGAAAUGACACAAA
This is a messenger RNA of Amphiprion ocellaris (clown anemonefish), 1226 nucleotides long. RefSeq lists its product as uncharacterized. The transcript is spliced from 7 exons. NCBI's taxonomy places the organism in Eukaryota, Metazoa, Chordata, Actinopteri, Pomacentridae. The record is from RefSeq and is a predicted model, not a curated record. The coding region runs from base 159 to 941 and encodes 260 amino acids.